CUUCACUGUUCCGCCCGGGUUUCCUUUAUGAUCGCGGGAUCUCCCGUCUCUUACAGCAGACUUCACCCGACCGCGGAUGUAGUCGUACACUCAGCCGCGCUCUUGCUCUCUCUCUCUCUCUCUCUCUCUCUCUCGUUUGUUCGCUCUCUCAUUCUGCACCGAGCACUCCAGUCUGUUUGGAAGUUGGCGGUGCGAGGAGUCUGAAAUUUACGCGAGGGGAUAUCUACGCAAAGAAAAAAAAGUGCACUUGUUUUGCGGGGAUAGUUGCCAUAUCCACCGUAGCUGCCUACAUACAUCAGUUAUUUUGCGCCUUCUGCGUCGCGAACCCGUCCUUCAGCAGUCAUGUCCGAGGUUCUGCCGUACGGAGAGGGGAAAAUGAACGGAUACGGAGCGGACAACGAUGUCAGUCAGAUGUCCUUCAGCUGCGGGCUGCAGGACACCAACUCGUUCUUCGGAGCGUCGCAGGCGAAGAGACCUCCAAAACUUGGACAGAUCGGCAGAGCGAAGAGAGUGGUCAUCGAGGACGACCGAAUAGACGAGGUGCUGAAAGGCAUGACCGACAAAUCAUCACCGGGCGUGUAAACCCGCGCGAUGCCUUGAAGACAUUUCAAUUUUUUAUCACCGAUUCGAAGCACUUGUCGGUUGUGCAUGUGAAGAAGACUGCAAAGAGAUGGAGAGACUGUGGCACGACACUCGAACCACGAGGAGACUUGAACUAAAAAGGGAAAACGGGAAUUAAAGAAGGGAGAGACGGAAUUUCCUUGGGGGUUUGCUGGCAAUUCUCCAAUAUAAACGACAACGGAAGCUUUGAAGAAGAUGUUGGCGAUGUUGUUGAGGCUGCGCGCUGCGGCUCAUCUGUGAAUUAAGAUGGAUGGACUUGCCAUUAUUAUUCCACGACCAUCAUCUUCCAAAAGCGCUGUAAGCAACACGAAGUUCAACCGAAGACUGAACCGCAUCUUACGCUCUGUUACUAUAGAUGUACAGUAUCUUAGCUCAAAGACCUUCCCCAUAACACACAAACAGACAUAUAUGGAUCUGCCUUGAGCGUCGACUUCAAUCCGACUGCUGCUUUUAGAGACAUUUUAGACUUCACACACAAAGACAUUGAGCUCCCAUAAUUAUAAAUGAACUAUAUGUAUGGUGCAAUGUGAAUAUUUUCUUUCGCUAUUUUGCAUCAUAUUCUUUUUUCAGAAAUUGAGAAUAUUAUCAUACAUGCCCACAGGUGUUGAAGUGUGUAGUCUUUGAAGCGUCGUUUGGUGAUCUAUAGUUUUGCCCUUCACUGUAGCUGAUUUGUGCACCUGCGCCACGGAUUCACAUCAUCAGUACAGCACAGGGGAACAUUGUGCAUUACCGCCUCUUGUAAUUAACCAAACAUGAAUGCAUCUUGAUUUCUUCCAAGCCUAAUUUUAUACAUAAAAAAAAAAAAAAUGAUCAGCUCCUCACAUUUCUUUAGUCGUGUCCAUCUCUUUGCAUGAAUUUUCACGUCGGUGCCAACAGAGGUGCCACCAUGAAUCUAACCCUGGCACGCUUCUUUCAGAAAAAAAAGUCAUAUUUGUAUUUUUAUAUCUAAAUAUUUGUUAUUUAAAAUGAUAUGCUAGUAUGUCGUCUUAAAGAAUCAUCAACAAUGAUGUUUAUAUUUCAGAGAAAAAUCUUUAGACAGGGAUGAGAGUAGCCUAUAAUUCAGUCUGGUUGGAAAGGUUUUUUUUUUUCUUAAAAAAAAAAAAA
Molecule: messenger RNA, 1725 nt
Organism: Carassius auratus (goldfish)
Lineage: Eukaryota; Metazoa; Chordata; Actinopteri; Cypriniformes; Cyprinidae
Product: calcium/calmodulin-dependent protein kinase II inhibitor 2-like
Exons: 2
Coding region: 343-582 (79 amino acids)
Biological process (GO): negative regulation of protein kinase activity
Molecular function (GO): calcium-dependent protein kinase inhibitor activity; protein kinase binding
Source: RefSeq, a predicted model, not a curated record